This is a messenger RNA of Rhodamnia argentea, 529 nucleotides long. RefSeq lists its product as uncharacterized. NCBI's taxonomy places the organism in Eukaryota, Viridiplantae, Streptophyta, Magnoliopsida, Myrtales, Myrtaceae. The record is from RefSeq and is a predicted model, not a curated record. Bases 97 to 423 code for a protein of 108 amino acids. The transcript has a single exon.
UCACAUCCAUUGCUUCAACUCCUUCAAGACUCACUCCCUUCUCUUCAACCUUUUCAUUGCCAUUUAACCCGAAAAAACUCGAUACAGGGAUCAACGAUGGCUCUUUCGAAGAAUCCGUACACAUACACAAGGAUGGAUUUCGAAGACCCGGAAGAGAAAAAGCACCGGAAAGCGCAGUUCCUGAUCUACAAAGUGCUGGAGCGAGCCGACGCUCAGAGGAGGCCCUCGCUCCUGAGAGGGCGGUCGAGCCGGCUGAAGGUGAAGAUCGGGCGGCGGUUGAAGAGGUCGAGGAAGCGGAUGGCGCUGAUGGUCUUGGCCGCGAGAGUCGCCGUUUAUAGGCAGAUCAUGUAUCGGCUGAGGAGCUUGGAAGCUCUCGUCUGGCCUUGCAGAGUCCAAGCCAAUGAUCAGCCUCCAACCUUUUAAAUGUCUCAAUAUGCUUCAUUUUGCCUUGUACUCUUUCUUGCAAAACUACCGCUUAGAAGUAUCCUUUCUUUACGUUUUGGGUUUGAACUUUCUGAGAUCAUUUUUU